Messenger RNA from Thermothelomyces thermophilus ATCC 42464, 1113 nucleotides. RefSeq lists its product as uncharacterized. The transcript has 2 exons. Bases 360 to 869 code for a protein of 169 amino acids. The record is from RefSeq and is a predicted model, not a curated record. Lineage: Eukaryota; Fungi; Ascomycota; Sordariomycetes; Sordariales; Chaetomiaceae.
GCAUGGCGGGGCUUUUUUUCUUGGCCCCAUGACGCAGUGUUUGUGGCUGGUGAGGCGGGCGGUUUUGCAGCGCGCCUGCGUUUGCCCUCGGCUCAAGCUUGUGGUCCUUGUCAUGUACUGUAGUUAGUUAAUGCACGCCUGCCCAGUGUGGGUAUGCACAUGUGGGCCGUGUGCAAGCCACACCAUGACCCGCAGACUGCACAUGGAUGGCCCCGGUAGACUUUUCGAAGAGUCGAAAGAGCUUUUUUUUCUUCACCUCGCCAACGUUCACCCUCGGAUUGCCCGCAAGGUUUCUCCUCCCCAUCCGGAUACAAGCCCCGAAUCUCCCUUGUAGCCCUCGAAAGAAAGUAGCGGCAACGAUGUCGACCAUGCGGAAACACAACGUCACGACCUUUCCUCGUCCGCCGAUUGUGGAGAGGACAGACCGUCACAUCCAGAUCAAGUGGCACGGCCAGCUCGUGGCCGACUGCCCGCCCGGCGAGGCCUACUGGGUGCUGGAAGCCCAUCAUGCUCCGACUUACUACAUCCCUCCCAACAGAGUCCGGCUGCCACUUUCGACGACUCCUCGGUCGACCUUCUCCGAGUUCCAUGGCGCGGCCACGUACUAUGCCAUCAUGAGCCCUAUUUCCGCAUCCGAGAUCCUCAGCAACCGCAUCUGGUCGUAUAACGAGCCGCCCAAAGAGUACGAGGCCAUCAAGGGCUACCUCGCCUUCUUCGUCGGACCUUGGGAGUGCUAUGUCGACAAUGAGAGAGCCCAACCUCCGCCGGGUGACUACUACGGCGGCUGGGUUACCAGCGACAUUGAGGGUCUCGUGAAGCCCUCGCCCCAUCAGCCUCAGUGGGGAACAGGCUGGGACGGCGUCUUCUGACGAGGAGAACCAUAGGAGGAGAGAAGACGAAAGGAAGAAAAUUUUUUCUCACAUCCCGCCACCGCUAUCUUCAGGGGUAGUAAAGGAGCGGUCAGCAUGUUCGGUGUCUGCGGCGUUGGGGAACGGUCCAUAUCACUUGGAGGAGGGCAUUAGGCUGGGGCGAGGUGGACUGAUAGACGGCAUCGGAGUAGAAAAAAUGUUUCUCGUCCAGGUUUGAGGCUUCUCAUGGAGAUGUGAGCUCGUC